AUGGAAGGGGCCAGAGAUAGAGUCUGGCGGUUUUCAACCCGCAGCCAGAGGGUGACUGAGCGUACUGAGGCCGCCAGGGCUGGGGAUAGGGGCUGCAGGUGCACCAGGGAAAGCCCGCGGGAGGGGAAAGACUGGGGAGGGUCCUGCCCAGAUGGAGAGAGGGGGUCAGUGCUCCGGAGAAGAGUCGUAGGGAGGGUCUGCGCGCUCUCCUCCCGGAUUCGCUUUUGCCACCUGCCACCUCCAGAGGCGUGUGUCCAGGACACAUCGCCAACUUGCGCCCUGGGAACUUGGAGCUGCGGCCGCGCUGCCCGGAGCUCCAGGGAAGCUGGAGAGGCGACCCCGAGGUGGCAGUCCUGGGAGACGCUGCGGGAAGCCAGGGCGGGGCGAGAGGGGUUGUCUGCAGCGGGGAUUGGGGGGUGGGGGGAGAAGCUGUGGCUUCUCCCCGACCAGCGGGACUGCCAGUGCCUGAGAAAGCGAGCGAGAGGGAGAGGGAGAGAGAGAGAGCGAAUCACCGAAGCUGGCAGGGGACGGAGUGAAAGCAGGGUCGACGCGGAGCAGCUCCGCUCUGUCUUCUGUGCGCCCGAGGAGAGCAAGCAUGGCUUCAGUCUCCGAAUCCUUGCUCUAGGUGCUGCUGCUUCUCGCUGGGCAGACCUGGAGCCCAGUAGCAGCAGGAAAUCCACUGCAACGUGGAGAAGCGGAGGCCCAAGAGCAAGAAGAAGACCUGUAGAGAUAGCGGGAAAGAAUUGGAGGCGACUCAAGAGCUGCUUUCACUUCUACAAAGCCGACUGGGGCUGGCCCCUGACAAGGCCUCUUUUCUUCCGCUUUUUGGUGAAGACACAUGUCCUCGUGGUAAGGUAUGCCAAAGAACACCUUCUAGAGCCACCCGGCCACACGCUUUGCGUGGGCAAGAUGCUGCAUCCAUCGUGCCCCCAUUGGCUUCCCCGGCUCCUGUGACUGAGUGCCCUCUACCUCUGGCCUCCACCCUGUCACCAGGCCCAUUGGCUUUCCCGGCUCCUCUGACCAA
Nycticebus coucang (slow loris) is the source of this 1024-nucleotide messenger RNA. RefSeq lists its product as uncharacterized. Bases 1 to 954 code for a protein of 317 amino acids. Lineage: Eukaryota; Metazoa; Chordata; Mammalia; Primates; Lorisidae. The transcript has 5 exons. The record is from RefSeq and is a predicted model, not a curated record.